Molecule: messenger RNA, 1650 nt
Organism: Scheffersomyces coipomensis
Lineage: Eukaryota; Fungi; Ascomycota; Pichiomycetes; Serinales; Debaryomycetaceae
Gene: NDE1
Product: NADH-ubiquinone reductase (H(+)-translocating)
Exons: 1
Coding region: 1-1650 (549 amino acids)
Molecular function (GO): NADH dehydrogenase activity
Source: RefSeq, a predicted model, not a curated record
AUGAAUAGAUUCUUAUCUAGUUCAAAACCUUUAAUGAAUGCAACUGUUCCAAAACCAAAACCAUCAAAGGGUAUUUUUCGUACUAUUUGGGGUUAUACUAAAUUAAUUGUCUUUUUAUCAGUAGCUGGUUCUUUAGGGGUUAUUUCUUAUAAAGUUUAUAAGGAAUCUCGUCCUGCUGAUCAAUUACCUCAAGUUUCUGCUUUUGAAACUGGUCAAAAGAAGAAAACUUUAGUUAUCUUAGGUUCAGGUUGGGGUUCAAUUUCUUUAUUAAAGAAUCUUGAUACUACCUUAUAUAAUGUUGUUGUUGUAUCUCCAAGAAAUUAUUUCCUUUUCACUCCUUUAUUACCAUCUUGUCCAACUGGUACUGUUGAAUUAAGAUCUAUUGUUGAACCAGUUAGAUCAAUCACUAGAAGAUUACCUGCUGAAGUCAUCUAUUUAGAAGCUGAAGCUACUACCAUUGAUCCAGUUAAGAAUGUCGUUACUAUUAAACAAUCAACCACUGUUCAUUCUGGUCAUUCCGGUAAAGAUACUUCCUCAUCUAAAUCUACCGUGGCUGAAUAUACUGGGGUUGAUGAAAUUACUACUCAAUUACAUUAUGAUUAUUUAGUAGUUGGUGUUGGUGCUCAACCUUCAACUUUUGGUAUUCCAGGUGUGGCUGAACAUUCCACUUUCCUUAAAGAAGUUAAUGAUUCUGUUACUAUUAGAAGAAGAUUAAUGGAUGUUAUUGAAGCUGCUAAUAUUUUACCAAAGGAUGAUCCAGAAAGAAAAAGAUUAUUAUCUAUAGUUGUUUGUGGUGGUGGUCCAACUGGGGUUGAAGUUGCUGGUGAAUUACAAGAUUAUAUUGAUCAAGAUUUACAUAAAUGGAUGCCUGAAGUUGCUGGGGAAUUAAGUGUUACUUUAGUUGAAGCUUUACCAAAUGUUUUAAAUAUGUUCAAUACUAAAUUAGUAGAAUAUACUAAACAAGUAUUUGCUGAUACUAAUAUUCGUUUAAGAACUAAUACUAUGGUUAAACAAGUUAAUGAUAAAGUUGUGAUUGCAAGUCAUAAAAAAGAUGAUGGAUCUAAUGAAAAUGUUGAAAUUCCUUAUGGUGUCUUAAUUUGGGCCACUGGUAAUGCUCCAAGAGAUAUUACUCGUGAUUUAAUUAGUAAAGUUGAUGAACAAAAAAAUGCUAGAAGAGGAUUAUUAGUUGAUGAUCGUUUAUUAUUAGAUGGUUCAAAAAAUAUUUUUGCUUUAGGUGAUUGUACAUUUACCAAAUAUGCUCCAACUGCUCAAGUUGCAUUCCAAGAAGGGAUUUUCUUAGCUGAACAUUUUUCCAAGUUAUCUGAAAUUGAAAGUGUUAAACAUACUCUUUCAAAUCCAUCAUCAGAAGAUAAUGUUGAUAGAUUAACUAAAAAAUUAGCUAAAUUAGAAGAAAAAUUACCUAUUUUCCAUUAUAAUCAUCAAGGUUCUUUAGCUUAUAUUGGUUCUGAAAGAGCUGUUGCAGAUUUAGUGUGGGGAGAUUGGUCAAAUGUUACUUCAGGAGGUAGAUUUACUUACUUAUUCUGGAGAUCAGCAUAUAUCUACAUGUGUCUUUCUGUAAGAAAUCAAAUCUUAGUUUGUUUCGAUUGGGUCAAAGUUUCUUUAUUCGGAAGAGAUUGUUCAAAAGAAUAG